Molecule: messenger RNA, 689 nt
Organism: Lepidothrix coronata (blue-crowned manakin)
Lineage: Eukaryota; Metazoa; Chordata; Aves; Passeriformes; Pipridae
Product: proteoglycan 4-like
Exons: 3
Source: RefSeq, a predicted model, not a curated record
CACACACAGAAAAGCCAGCCCCAGAGACUCCCCCCGAGAACAAAGCGACAUCUAAAAGGUCAUCCACCGAUGAGGAAAAGCCGCCAGAGGAAGCUGCGGAAGAUCCUGGCACUGGACUGGAAAACCCAGAGACCACUCCUGCUCCAACUACAGAACCGGCAGAGACAACCCCUGCAGCCACAGAGCCACUGACUACCCAGACAGACCCACCCACCACCCCAAAGGAACAGGACACAACCCCUGAGGCCACUGAGGAACCAGUGACUGAAGAAGACCCUCCCACCACGGAGAAGCCAGAAGAUAUGACCCCUGAUGCCACCGAGGAACCAGUGACUGAAGUGGACUCUACCAACAUCCCCCCAACAGAAGACGCAACCCCUGAGGCCACUGAGGCACCAACAACCGAGGCUGAAUCUCCCACCACCCCAAAACCUGAAGACACAACCCCUGAGGCAACAGAGGCACCAACAACUGAGGCUGAAUCUCCCACCACCCCAAAACCUGAAGACACAACCCCUGAGGCAACUGAGGCACCAACAACCGAGGCGCCAACAACUGAGGCACCAACAACUGAGGCUGAAUCUCCCACCACCCCUAAACCUGAAGACACAACCCCUGAGGCCACUGAGGCACCAACAACCGAGGCUGAAUCUCCCACCACCCCAAAACCUGAAGACACAACACCUGAG